This is a messenger RNA of Salvia miltiorrhiza (redroot sage), 411 nucleotides long. Its product is annotated as nuclear transport factor 2-like. The record is from RefSeq and is a predicted model, not a curated record. The transcript is spliced from 2 exons. Lineage: Eukaryota; Viridiplantae; Streptophyta; Magnoliopsida; Lamiales; Lamiaceae. Bases 1 to 411 code for a protein of 136 amino acids.
AUGGCACUGGUGAUGUUGAUAGCUCAAGCCGUGACAAACGCAAAGGGCCUUUCAUCAACAGAUGAUGAAUUCGCCAUGGCUUCUCCAGUGACAAUUGGUGUACGCCAAUCAUUUGUUGAGGAGAAGAGGUCUACGAACACUCGAGGAAAUGCCAAGGGGAGAUUUCAAUCUGGAAGGGGUUCUGGAUUCAGAAAUGAGGGAGUAAGAGGACGUGGGAACUACGGAGGUGGAAGGGGUUACGGCAGGGGUGAUUUCAAUGGCAGGGGCGAGUUUGGUGGCAGGGGUGGAAGGUCCUCAAAUCGUGACGGAUAUCAGAGGUCUGAAAACAUGAGCAGCAAUGGAGGCGGAGCAGCAGCAGGAGAGAUGGAGGCGAUUGGGAAGGUGGCGGGGAGGGAGGCGGCGGAGCAGUAG